GUUAAGAACCCUUGAGAAAUUCCCCUUUUAGGAAAUGUGAUUACAGAUGGUAAUAAUCUAUAUUUGAGAUUUAUAUAUUCUAUAUAUAUGUAUGCAUAGAUAGUUCUAUAGAAGCAUAUGAAAGGUGUAAAACCUAGAUUCGAGGAUUUAGAGCUUCAUUUAUUGUCUAGUAACUUUGUUAGAUAGUAUUGACAAUCUAUGGCUUUCUUUAAUAGUAGUUUUAGAAAUAGAAACUCUAAUACGAAUACGACAGUUUCACAUGCAUUUAUUCCACCAAAUAAUCUAUCAAAUCAAGCAACAAAUAUGUUAAAUCCUUCAUCAUCACUUAUUGAAAGCAGGUUCUAUACAGCUCCUAGAAUAUAUAAUCCUUCAGGACUUGUUAGUCCACGAGAGUCGCCUCCUAUAGCUGAUAAUGAUAAUAGCAAUAAUAUGAGAAUGAGCAGAUUAAGUACUUCUAGCUCAAAUAAUACACCUACUCCAAGAGCAUUAAGAAGAAGACCACCACCUCCAGUACCUGAUAAUGUGGAGGACAAUCAUGUUUCCCAUACUCCUAUUACUAGCAGAAAUAUUGAUACUGAGAGAUUGCGGAAUAGCCCUAUUCCCGAAUCUGAUACAAUUAAUACUCCUACAAUUAACGAUAACAAUUUAAAUUCUACUGAGACAUCAGUACGAAGCAGAAGAAGACGCAGAAGAAGAAGAGUUGAUCUGGAUAAUCAAAGUAUUCCUCUGAUCCCUCCACCCACUGAUGAAUACGAUACUUGGGAGGACGAACAAUCACCACCAUAUCGGGCACACCUUCAUAAAUAUCUUGAUUUAAUUUCCUUUGAUCCAAGAUAUAAUGUUCCUGUUCUCCGAAUAAAUAAAUCUCUCAUCCGAAAUGAUAAGAACUUGAAGAAAUCAAUAAAGAAACUUUUAAAGUUUAAUAUGAUACCAAGUGAUGUUAAUCUUUGGAAAAUUAUAAGAAUUGAUGAUAAUGAAUUUGAAAUGAUCUUACCAGGAUUAUUACCAGAUUUGGCAAAUGCUCCGAAUGAUGGAUUAUAUAGGGAUAUGACAGGUAUUGAAAUGGCUGAAAGAGAUCAAGUUGCAUUGGCUAUGCAAAUGUCUUUAGAAGUAACUAAUGCUGAUCAGCAAGAACAAGAAAUUGAACCAGGAAGUGUUAGUCGUGAACAACUGGAAGAAUUCGAAGCUGAGCGAGAAGAGAUUGAAGUUGAAGAUAUACAAGUAGAAAAUUUAUCACUAGAUGUAGUUUACCCAUCUACACUUAACACAGAUCCAGAUCUGGAAUUUGAUGUAGUCAGUAUUUCAAGUGAUAUAUUUUAUGAUGCUGUUGAGAUGAAUUUCAGUACUUCUAGUGGUAGUAGUCAUAGUAGUUCCAGUAGUAUUGUUCAGAGACGUCAAUCUAUAAGGUUACUUCAUAGAAAUAUGUUAUUUGAUAAUGGAGCAUUGAUUACAGAUCAAAGAUAUAGGGGAUUUAGAUAUAAUGCUAUAAGUACAUAGAAAAUAUAUGGUUUGUACAAUAUGACAUUUAGUAAUUGUAAUUAUUAACAGAUUAAAGAUUUCGCA
Scheffersomyces amazonensis is the source of this 1563-nucleotide messenger RNA. RefSeq lists its product as uncharacterized. The transcript has a single exon. The coding region runs from base 199 to 1497 and encodes 432 amino acids. The record is from RefSeq and is a predicted model, not a curated record. NCBI's taxonomy places the organism in Eukaryota, Fungi, Ascomycota, Pichiomycetes, Serinales, Debaryomycetaceae.